This is a messenger RNA of Tilletiopsis washingtonensis, 936 nucleotides long. RefSeq lists its product as hypothetical. Bases 1 to 936 code for a protein of 311 amino acids. The record is from RefSeq and is a predicted model, not a curated record. NCBI's taxonomy places the organism in Eukaryota, Fungi, Basidiomycota, Exobasidiomycetes, Entylomatales. The transcript has 4 exons. Gene Ontology annotation, cellular component: nucleus.
AUGUCCAAGCGUCCUGCUUCUCCCGCCGCUUCCUCCUCCAGCUCCUCCUCGGGCGACUCCGAGCCGAGCUUCAUCAAUGUCGACUUCCUCUUCUCUUCUCCCUCCGCGCUCGACUACCACGCCCUCAAGCGCCUCACCCAGCAGCUCUUCUACACGCACGCCGCGCACCUCGAUCUCGGCGCCAUUGCGCAGGAGACGAUUGACGCGGCAGGCAAGUGGGGCAGCGUGGUCAAGGUGGAUCAACAGAGCGAAGAAGGAGGCGAGGAGGAGGAUCCGUAUGCGUUUGUAGGCGCGUUUGACUUGGCAGCCUCGACGGCGGCCUCUCAAUCUCUGCGCGCCUACUUUCUCGCGCGCAGCGCCUCUUGCGCUUCCAUCUCCUCGCUUCUCGCCUCUUCCUCCGCCGACGCCGCCAACGCCGCCGCCUCGCCGUCGACGCUCCUGGUGCUGCACGAACGCAUGGUCAAUCUGCCGCCUGCCAUUGCGCUGCCUCUGUACCGCAUGUUAUUCGACGAGAUUGCUGCGAGUCCUACUCAGCCCGACAACCUCCUCUUCUUCUCGCGCAUCUUCAACGCCGAUGCCUUUUCCGACGACGAGAUGUCCGACGCCGAGGGCGGCGAUGCGGAGGACAAGCCUCGGGGAAUGAAGGGCGCCGCCAAGAAGCGACGCAAGGCGGCUGCGUCGCUUAAGACGGCAAAGACGGCGCCGCCGCCAAAAGCGAGGCUGGCAGAGGGAGAGUAUGGCCUCUUCCAUCCGGAGGACGCCGUAUUUGCUCAAUUUGCGUCGCACACACACACCUUUCGCUUUCCGCCGCCUCCGGACGCAGCCGAGGCGUUUGAGGCGCCCCUGUUUGGGCGCCUCGUCGUGGUGCCGUGGAGGCAGGCGGGGGAGAUGCUGCAGCGUCUCGAGGCGCUGCUGGCGCAGGGCGGCGCUGCGUGA